AAAAUCCUUUCAUUAUUUUUAUUCAGUUCAUGUUCAAAAUUCUCAGUUUUUUAUUUGUAUUCCAGCAAUCACCAUGAGCAGGCCCAGGCCGACCGUGCUGGAGCGCCUACGGCAGCUGAACAACGCCGAGCUCUUCCUGUUGUGUCAGGACUAUAGGAUAAUGGUUGGUCGCAUCACAUUCACCAAUCGGCGGCAUGUGGAGCGUCUGUUGACGGUAGCCGUGAUUGGGGAUAGGGCUAGGGCACGAGUACACGACCAGCUCGCCAGAGAACGCGGCGAGGGGUACUCGCGGAACCAGGAUGCCAGGGAGGUGCCGACGCGCCAUUCGACAGCUCCGCGUAAGCGACGACGUACUUACCAGCGAGAGAGCGGGAGGAAUGCCUCCACCAUGACGACUCCCUCGGUUCAUCUACUGAGCAGUGAACGCCGCACCUACUGGCCCUCUGUCCUGCCGCCAACCAUGCGACGCGCACGCGACCCGCCACUGUGGCGUCAGAGGGUUACGCAGCAGCAGCAGCAGCAAGGAUCCUCAAUUAUUGAGCGAGCUUUGGACUCUGUCCGACGGGCAAACUUCUUUGGCUUUCGGGUGCCAUUUUCGCUGUGGCGCUACGCCAGCAGGGGACUUGGAUACAGGGGACGUCGGACUCCGGCACGUUUUCGGGGCGGACAGGGAGAGGAAAUGAUCGAUCUGGGUGAAGAGCAGGUGGAGGAGGAGGUUCAUUAUGAAUGGGGAGAAGAGAAUCGGUACUCGGAAGGGUCUCAAGAACUGUUCGAAGAGCGGUACGUAGAGAGGCAGGAAGAUCGGCAUGAAGAUCAGUUUGAAACUGAGGAUCAGUUGCAGUAUGAGAACGAGGGGCACUAUCGCGAGUAUGAGAAUGAGAAUGAAGACCUAAAUGACAUGCCAUACUCAGGAGAGCCCUCAGACUACGGCGCCACCCGCUUUUGCAGCCGCGAGGAUCAUGAAGAAAUCUCCCUAGGCGAUCAGUCGGAGGCGCAGCGACAGCUGGAAUGGCAGCUGAAUUCCACUUACGGCGAAGGUCGCACCCAAGAUCCCUUCAACUCCCCACAUCCCUACGAUUUCCAAGAGCUGGCUCAACUGAAUCUCCUGGAUCGUCUGGAUCGCAUCGAUCAAUUGCCUGAACCUAAUGAUACUCCACUUGCACUCCGAGAAAGCCCACAAAUCGACACCGAAAACGAAAGCGAUUCUUCGGUAUAUUUCUCCUUCAGCAACUCGUCGACUUCCUUUCACGAUACCAAUGAGCCGCCGGUGCACCUGGUCCGAGCUCAGGCAGUGAAAAAACGCUUCGACUGGUUCGGUUGGAUGAAGAUCGCACCACGGGCCAAAAGCCAGAGCGAGCGUAUUGCCAAGCGGGAUCAGACACGGGAACAGAACCUCGAGCACGAGCGUGAGCUCUGCACCAUCGACUAUCUGUCUGAGAUCGAUUCGAGGGCGUUGCAGGAUAGGCCCCUGCUGGAGCUAAUGAGUCGCCACGAGCUGCGGCACAGCAGCGAAGAGGAUGAUUCCUCCAUUGGCAGUUGUGGCGAUCUGCAGCCCGGCUUGCUACGUCGCACCUUUGAGCUGCUGUUUUGCGAUCGACGAGGGGCUGUGGACAUCAAGAAGCUGCGCUGCAGCCUCUUUUGCUGCUGCAUAUCGAUUGUUGCCUAUGUCAGCUUUAAAAUGAUGCACUAGACGGCUGCUUUCAGCGCUCUUUGUGGGGUUCCUUGGCCCUUUAUUGGGCUUAUAAAUUGCAGUUUUUGAGGUGUCUCUUUAAUGCUCUUUCCCUGCCUUCAAUCAAUUAAACUGAUUAAUCAUUCGCUUGAAA
Molecule: messenger RNA, 1823 nt
Organism: Drosophila subobscura
Lineage: Eukaryota; Metazoa; Arthropoda; Insecta; Diptera; Drosophilidae
Exons: 1
Coding region: 74-1690 (538 amino acids)
Source: RefSeq, a predicted model, not a curated record